CUUCAGCAUUUGCCACCACAAAUGGGUAUGGACACUUUGAGAGCCCACCACGUACAUUAUUGCGUAGUGAUAAUCUAAUGUGAGUUACAGAGAGAGCACUGAAUCAAUUUUCCCAGGAAAAAACAAGCAUGAGCGCCAAUGGUGUGGUGUCGUGUGAUAGAGGGCGAUGAAACCUGUUCACCACGACACGAUAAAGACCUCUUUACCUCAGAUGACUCUCCCCAAUUCACCAACAUACUACACAAAACACAAACCCUAGAAAUUUUCUCUUGAAUAAUCCUCAACCAUGGAUCAACUCAAUCACGAGUCCUUUUGCCAAUCCAUUCAACCCCCAAACCCUUCCGUCACUGAGUUUCUAGCAUCUCCUCCAAUUCCUCUCGCUCCUUCCAUUCGAUGCCAUUCUGAUUCGAGGCCAGAAACAGAACUCAAGGACAGUGUUGCUGCAAGAAAAGUUCAGAAGGCUGACCGUGAGAAAUUGAGGAGGGAUCGUCUAAACGAGCAGUUUUUGGAGUUGGGAAAAGUGCUAGAUCCUGAUAGACCCAAAAAUGACAAAGGAUCCAUUCUCACUGAUACCAUCCAAAUGGCGAAGGAUUUGACUGAUCAAGUCAACAGACUGAAAGCUGAGUAUUCUACACUGACCGAAGAAUCUCGUGAGCAGUUGACUCAGGAAAAGAAUGAUCUCAGAGAAGAAAAGGCAUCUCUUAAAUCUGAUAUCGAGAACCUCAAUGCUCAGUAUCAGCAGAGACUCAGGGCUACGUUUCCGUGGGCAGCUAUUGACCAUUCAGUUGUCAUGCACCCUCCUUCAUAUCCCAUGCCAGUUCCAAUGCCAGUGCCAAUAGCUCCUGGGUCAAUUCCUAUGCAUCCAUCAUUGCAGCCGUACCCCUUCUUUGGGAAUCAAAAUCAUGGUGUUAUUCCUAACCCCUGUUCAACUUUUGUUCCAUAUGUGACUCCUAAUACCAUGAUUGAACAACAAACCACCCAGUAUGUAUCUCCAGCCAUGCAGCCAGGUACUAGGUCACAUAUUUCGAGCAAACAAGAUUCAAGAACCAAGCCAUCUGAUCAUCAAGGGGAAAGCAAGAUCGAAAAAGGUGAGGCCUCUAAUGAUGUUACAACAGACCUGGAGCUCAAGACACCUGGAUCUACAGCAGAUGAGGGUUCUAAAUGUGGACAAAGAAAAUCUAAGAAAUCACUGAGGAAGGAAAACAACCUCACAGAUGGGAGCUCCUCGAGUAGGUGUUCGUCAUCUCGUAGCAUACAGGAUAGCUCAUCAAAUAGUGUAGUUGGUGGUGGGAAAGCUGAUGACGACUAAAGAAAGGAUAAAUGAGAAAAUCCCCAUUUUCUGCAUCUUUUUGGUCAUCUACUGUUGCUAGCAUCUCAAGUAGCAUUUCCCGUGAUUUUGGUCUACCUCUGAGGUGAAACACUAUAUUACGGUGACAGAAUACUUGAGCUGUAUGUGACUAUGAAAUUAGUUAUUUGUCAGGCAACGAGUGAUUAGGCUGUGAGGUUAGCAGCUGGGGUAUAUGCUUCAUCAUCUUCUUUUUCAGGUGGAGAAAUGCUUGUAGUUGUGUUAGGUGGUCCUCUAAAUUCAAAAUGAUUAGUUGCAAGGAAGUAAGGUUAGGAGGGUUAGUUUUAUCUUUGUAUGUAAUGACAUUAGUUGAUGGUACGGUGAAACUAGGACCCUGUGUCACAUAGAAGACCGAGCUUUACUCUUUUUUUGUUGUGAGGUUGGUAUCUCUUUGACUAGUAGAUAUAUUGAGUAGACAUGUGAGAAUAACUAAAGCAUUCAUGCAUUUUUGAUCUUGCUGAAAAUGCAUGUUCAACAACAAUAGGAUGUGGUUUGGUGAUUGAUGCUUAGGUUUUGUGACAUUCUCAUUCUCAUUCCGAAGAA
This is a messenger RNA of Camellia sinensis, 1888 nucleotides long. RefSeq names its product transcription factor bHLH121. Gene Ontology annotation, biological process: intracellular iron ion homeostasis. Lineage: Eukaryota; Viridiplantae; Streptophyta; Magnoliopsida; Ericales; Theaceae. The record is from RefSeq and is a predicted model, not a curated record. Gene Ontology annotation, molecular function: protein dimerization activity; DNA-binding transcription factor activity.